UUUACUUACUACCACAUAUGUAACCGACAUUUAAAGCAUUAAUAUCCACAAUCCACCACGUACCACGACUAUAUAAAUUCAUACUACAGUUACUACUACCACAUAAACCAUGCCAUUUACAUCCUACAUCUCGUCCUCUGCAACCUGCUCCGCGUCUUUCACCGGCAGCAACGGCAAGACUCAAAGCUGGGGUUAUCGCAGCGCCCAGCAAGCCCACCGCGACGCGCAAGGCAAUACAUAUGAGCGCUCGCUCGAGCAGAAUCUAGGCGAGGAUCCCGUCUACGAAGAACGCCAGUACGAUAGCCAAGGCCGACAGCUGGUCGAUGACGGGAGACAGCAUGAUCUGCGACACCCACAAGGGCGCAUUGAGGAUGUCAGUGAGAAGAAGUAAUCACUACCCGGUGCUUGUCCUUGUGGUAUUCAGUACGUGUCUUUUAAUCUUUGGUUGUUAAAAUGAGGUCAACGUUAAAAGUUGACGCAAUGGCUCUGUGAACACACGUAAUGAUGUACGUCUCAUGAUCUGAAUGACAAAUUGCGCAUUAUUUACUACAAAAUAUACAUGUACAAUAUCUGAAUUUGAAUGAAGAAUAUACAUAAA
This is a messenger RNA of Talaromyces proteolyticus, 598 nucleotides long. RefSeq lists its product as uncharacterized. NCBI's taxonomy places the organism in Eukaryota, Fungi, Ascomycota, Eurotiomycetes, Eurotiales, Trichocomaceae. The transcript has a single exon. The coding region runs from base 110 to 391 and encodes 93 amino acids. The record is from RefSeq and is a predicted model, not a curated record.